Micromonas commoda is the source of this 2162-nucleotide messenger RNA. RefSeq names its product ATP-binding cassette superfamily. The record is from RefSeq and is a predicted model, not a curated record. Gene Ontology annotation, cellular component: chloroplast. Lineage: Eukaryota; Viridiplantae; Chlorophyta; Mamiellophyceae; Mamiellales; Mamiellaceae. The coding region runs from base 291 to 1376 and encodes 361 amino acids. The transcript has a single exon.
AUUAUCAUAUUAAUUCCUUAAGCAAGUGUUAUUAUCAUAAUAUUUAUAUUAACUUAUUAACUAAACUCGAUUAUUGUCCAAACUUGAUUGAAGUUUAGAAUAUCUUCAAAAAACAAUAGAAUACCUUCGUUCGUAAAAUAGUACCUUCAUUCGUAAUAUGAUACCUUCGUAAGAGUUAAAAUUAUCAGUUACGAAGGUAACUAUUAUCUUCUGCAACCAUUAUAUCUUCUGCAACUUUUAUUUAGUCCACGCCAGCAGCACCUGAGGACUCCUUUGUUUGCGAAGGCUGAAUGCCACCGGCAUGUCACGGUAACAUUCUAAAGGUUAAAUGUUGCGCGGCGACGAAACUCAAACUUUCAAAACCGUGCUGCGUUUCCAGGCGACAGGUACUUUUGAAGGUACUUUCGAAGCGUCAAAAUGCCCGAACAGCGCAGCUGGCUGUUGCAGCGAGUCACAGGCCCCCGUUGAUCCAGAGGUCACUUACAAAGUUGAUAGACGUUCCCGCUGUUCCAAUCGGCUCAUUCGUUGCUGAACCGGUAUCUGGACUUCACCGUCUCGAUCCUCGUGUGAAGCAAGCGUGGCUUACUGCACUGUUACUGCUUUCGCCAAACGGAACCGGGGAAGAGAAAGUUCUCCUCUGUUGCUGCCUAACUUUAGUCACGGCAGUCACGCUUCCUUCGCGCGUUUGGCGUCCGCAAGUGACUGUUCUCGUAGGCAUGGUGCUUUUCUUAUUUAUUCUUCUACUUGUUGGUGCGGAUACCAUCAUACCGGUGAUGCAACCAAGAGAACCCAACUGUUCUGUAGAAGGACUGGAGCUGAUCCCUGAGUUGGAACAAAGUUUCGCUCAUAUCCUUUUAAGCAUCGGCCCCCUGCAAAUCACAAGGAAGGCCGCUAGCCUUGCGAUCAGCUCGUCUUGUCUGACAUUUACCGUUUUGCAGUCUACCAGUUUGAUCUUGUAUACUACUACGCCUGAAAAAAUGGCUUCAGGACUGCGUUGGUACUUGCAGCCCAUAGCUUUGCUGAGGGCACCCAUAGACGAACUCACGUUCACGCUUGUAGUAUGUUUACGCUUCACAUCAAUCGUUUUUGAAGAACUCAGGAACAUCAGCAUUGGGCUAGCAGCGCGUGGGUUAGACUGGGAGUCCCUAGGGCUCCGAGGGUCGCUCAGCAUGUUCGCUUCACUCCUGGCCCGUGCACUCGAUUCAAUGCUCAGUUCCUCUGAGUCGGUUAGUGAUGCACUAUUGGCAAGGGGUUACGCAAAAGCGUCUCGGGUAGAAUUGCAUGCUCCAAGUGAACGGUCUGAAGUCGACCCCCUGGGCAAUUUGGCUGCUUUGGUGGCUCUUUGCACUUUGAUAACAUAUUUUGAAACAAACUAGACCUUUGCAACCAUACCCCGCCCUGAGUUUCAACACUUAGCUGACCAUUCUGCUGAUGUGACUGGGUACGCAGACUGAAAGUCGGGUAUGCAACUCGCCCUAUUGCCGAGGAUCUUUUGACGUAAUUUACGAAAUCUCGCCAGUCAACAUCAAAUCGAUCGCGAUAGUCUCACUUCACGAUAUCUCUCACCCGGGAAAAUUCAUGUCCUCUCAACCUGACUUAAUACUAAAGUGACGAAAUGCGUGUGGUGAUUGUGAACUAGCUCUGCAGAAUAACAUUGCGAUCCCAACAAGCGCAGAGCCACCGCGUUAGCUUUCGCGACCAACUCUAUUGCCGUCAAGUCCUUAGCUUGUUCUAUGGAAAGCAAAGAGGGUUGCAAAUUCAGAACAUGCCGCGCCUGACAUUCUGCCUGCAGAAAACAAUUUACAGCUGCAGAUAAAAUUUUGUCUGUUGCAAUUCCUGUUAUAACUGUCACGUGUCCAUCGUAAUCUGACCAUCGAGCCGGCAUAAUAUCUGUGCAAGAUAAGGAGUCAAAACGCUGCAAGAAACAUUGCUCAGAAUCUGUGAAAGAGUUUUGCACCGGCCCUAUUAGAUAACCCAUCCUUUCCAAAGCAAAUAGCAUUAAAACCAAACCUUUACAAAUUUUUUUGUGAACCUCGCCGACAGAAAUAUCGGCCUUGUUAUAUACGAAUACGUCAUUUUUGCUGACGUAAUCGUUAGCAAAGGUCUCGCCGGAAGCCACAACUAGAUCUGUCGAUGCGUGCAACAUUUCUCCAAUGAACCAG